Molecule: messenger RNA, 210 nt
Organism: Echinostoma caproni
Lineage: Eukaryota; Metazoa; Platyhelminthes; Trematoda; Plagiorchiida; Echinostomatidae
Source: the annotation of a GenBank genome assembly
AUGGACGCUUUCAGGCUGCUGUACGCUUCCCAUGUCAGACCAAGUCUUGAGUAUGGUGGUGCGGCGACAUACCCCUGCACGGCCGGUGAGCUGGAUAAGUUGGAGCGUCCGUUAUUGAUUUACGAGGGACCAGCUAUGAAGGUCGUCCACAGACUACUGGUCUGUUCCCAAUUGCGUAUCGACGCCUCAUGGGAGAUCUCAUCUGCCUGA